Macrosiphum euphorbiae (potato aphid) is the source of this 387-nucleotide messenger RNA. NCBI's taxonomy places the organism in Eukaryota, Metazoa, Arthropoda, Insecta, Hemiptera, Aphididae. The record is from the annotation of a GenBank genome assembly.
AUGGCUUCGAAGACCAAAGGUGGUUCAUGUUGCGCUGUAGCGUCAUGUAUUGACUAUUCGGGAAAAGUAAAAAAUCUUGGAAAAGAUAUAUCGUUUCAUAGAUUUCCAAAGGAUCUAGAGUGUAAAAAAAAAUGGGUAUUGAAAUGUAGAAGAAAGGAUGAUUGGAAUCCCAAUUCAUCUUUCAUAUGUUCUGACCAUUUUACUGCUGAAGAUUAUGUCCGUGAUUUAAAAGCCGAACUCCUAGGAUAUACUCCUAGAGUCCGAUACCUUAAGCCUGAUGCCAUUCCAUCUCUUAAUUUACCAGUAGAUCAUACCCAAACUGAUGAAGUUUCUACGUCAACAUUAAACCGUAGAAAUAGAAUGGAAUUAAGAUUAAAAAACAAGUAA